UGCCAUAUUCCUUGAUCACGGACCAUACCCAUCGGCUUUACAAUCCAAAGAGAAUACAAAUACUACGUAAGAUUACAAUCUAUGGGCUUAUAAGAUAAAAAAAAUAUUGAUAUUUGGUUAUAAUUUACUUUUUAGUAUAAAAAUAAUUAUUAUUUAUAAAGUUAAGGCCUAUUUGAGUAUUCGUUCUAGCCAUUAGGGAGAGAAAUGUUCGCUCCCCACUUAAAACAGUUAUAUCGCAGGUGUGAUAAGUUUAUCGUUAGAAAUUUGCGAAGUGCUGGUAAAUGGAAUGAACGCGCCAGACGAAAUAAUCCUGGCCUGAAUAACCAAAUUGAAGCUUUCCAAGAAGAUGGCAUUGCUGUCACUGAAGACAACGCAGAGCAGUUUGUUAAUGAAUCUGAAAGCGACUUCUAUAAUGUUGAUGGUUCAUAUUCAGAACAUAUAGAAGAAACACUCAUGGGCAAGCAUGAGAUGCGUCAUCACAUAGUAAAAGAGAAGUAUUUUAAAGAGAACUUGCCCAAUUUACUGACUUGGAGUGAAAAGGAACAGAUUCGACACUUGGCCUCAACUCAGCCUGAUGAAUGGACUCCUGAGAAAAUUGCAGAGAGCUUUCCUGUUACUGCACCUAUUGUUAAGAAACUUUUGAAAUAUCCAUGGAAACCAGCUACAGAGCAGCGUAUAGAAAGGCAUGAUGCAUCUGUUAUGAGAAAUUGGAAGGAACUGAAGGAAGGCGGCUUGGGAUUACCAGAAAAUAUGCGUAAACAUUUCCUUAAAUUCUCAGAGAGAACUAUACCACCUUUGAACCAAAAAUCAAUUAAAAUUGACAUAACCCAAGAGGAGAAAAUGGGAGAAUUUGAAAGAAUUGUGCAGAGGUGUGCAAGUCAAGGAACAAAAGAAAACCAUGGUGAAAAGAGUGAUUCAGUUGGAACAAACUAUACAACGGACAACAAGAAUAAAGUGCAUAAGGAUAACAGCAGAACAACAUUAGAUGAAUUGACAGCAAAAAUAAAAAAAAGGUUAGAAACUGGCCAAGAUGUUGACUUGCCAGAUCAAAUAAUUUUAAACACCACAAAAACUAAAACAAUUCCAACAAAUCAAGAAAUGACGAAAGAAAUUGAAUUGUUUAAGGAUGAGAUAAAAGAAAACAAAGUAACAGAGUACAAAGAGCCAGAUGAUGAUAAAAGUAUAAUGAAUUAUCCAGAAAAAAUCAACAUACCGAGGAAAGCUUAUAAGAAAGGCGCAACAUACAAAGUUAAUGAUUGCUAUUAUGACCAUGAUGGGAAAUUCUUGUACAGAGUAUUAGGAAUGUGUUAAUCUAGGCACCAAAUAAAAGAAUUAUUACUGAAGC
Molecule: messenger RNA, 1345 nt
Organism: Manduca sexta (tobacco hornworm)
Lineage: Eukaryota; Metazoa; Arthropoda; Insecta; Lepidoptera; Sphingidae
Exons: 3
Coding region: 205-1311 (368 amino acids)
Cellular component (GO): nucleus
Source: RefSeq, a predicted model, not a curated record